GGAGCUUGAUCUCCCUACCUCAGGGCUGCAGCUCGGUUCCUAAGCGCUCAGUUCUCAUUCACUUUCAGCUGCUGCUCCUUUGACUCUGGGAUAGCGGGGAACAUGCCUCUGGGCUGUGUGCCGUCACCACUUUUAUUGCUCUGUUCCUUUCUUCUAAUCCUCUUCUCUCAUCGUGUGACAGCCGAGGAACCUACAGCCGAUGUCGCAGCGAUUUCCCCAGAUAAACUUCUGGUUUUAACAGUAGCCACACGAGAAACAGAUGGCUUCCAUCGCUUCAUGCAGUCUGCAAGGCACUUCAGCUAUACUGUGAAGGUUCUAGGAAAAGGUAUAGAAUGGAAAGGUGGAGAUGUAGCAAAUACAAUAGGUGGUGGACAGAAGGUCCGGUUGUUAAAAGAGGCAUUGGAAAGCCUUGAGGACCAAGAUGAUCUUGUUAUUCUCUUUACUGAUAGCUAUGAUGUUAUCUUUGCUGGAGGCCCAGAGGAGGUGCUGCUAAAGUUCCAGCAGUCUAACCAUAAGGUUGUUUUUGCUGCUGAAGGAUUAAUAUGGCCAGAUAAAAGAUUGGCUGACAAGUAUCCUGUUGUCCGCAGUGGGAAACGAUUCCUUAAUUCAGGAGGAUUUAUCGGAUAUCUACCAAAUGUUAAACAAAUUGUGCAGCAAUGGGAUCUCCAGGAUAAUGAUGAUGAUCAACUUUUCUACACCAAAAUCUACAUUGACCAAAUCCAAAGGGAGAGCAUCAGUAUCACGCUGGAUCACAAAUCAACACUUUUCCAGAACAUAAAUGGUGCACUUGAUGAAGUUAUUUUAGCAUUUGAAGAUGGAAAAGCACGUGUUAAAAAUUCUCAGUACGACUCCUUACCAGUUUUAAUACACGGCAAUGGCCCAACAAAGCUUCAGUUGAACUACUUUGGUAACUACAUUCCCAACGUUUGGGCACCUGAAACUGGAUGCGGGACUUGUGAUUUAGACACAACUGAUUUAUCUACCGCAAAUGCUUAUCCAAAAGUAACAGUUGGAAUAUUUAUUGAGCAGCCCACUCCUUUCUUGCCUGAAUUCUUCAACAGAUUGCUGGCAUUAGAUUAUCCCAAAGAGAAUAUGAAUUUCUUCAUACAUAACAGUGAAGUGUAUCAUGAACAGCACAUUGUGAAGUUUUGGGAACAAGCCAAGAAUGUUAUUGGAAAUCUAAAAGUUGUUGGACCGGAAGAGCCAAUCAUGCAGGCUGAAGCCAGAAAUAUGGGAAUGAACACCUGUCGGCAAGAUAAAGAAUGUGACUAUUACUUUAAUAUUGAUGCUGAUGUUAUGCUGACCAAUCCGCAGACUUUAAAAAUACUUAUCGAACAAAACAGAAAAAUUAUUGCACCUCUUGUAACUCGUCAUGGCAAACUCUGGUCCAACUUCUGGGGUGCACUGACCCCAGAUGGAUACUAUGCACGAUCUGAAGAUUAUGUGGAUAUUGUACAAGGCAAAAGAGUAGGUCUAUGGAACAUGCCUUAUGUAGCCCAUGUGUAUUUGAUAAAAGGAGAAACUCUCAGGUCAGAAAUGAAGGAGAGAAAUCUGUUUUCUCUGGACAGACUGGAUCCUGACAUGGCACUCUGCAGAAACGCCAGGGAAAUGAAUUUACAGAGAGAAAAAGACUCCCCAUCUCCGGCAACUUUCCAUAUGUUCAGCCCCCCAAAGGGUGUUUUCAUGUACAUAACAAACAGACAUGAAUUCGGAAGACUACUUUCAACUGCCAAUUACAAUACUACUCACUAUAACAAUGACCUCUGGCAAAUUUUUGAAAAUCCUGUGGACUGGAGAGAAAAAUAUAUAAAUGCAAACUACUCAAAGAUCUUUACACAAAACAUUGUCGAGCAGCCAUGUCCAGACGUCUUCUGGUUUCCAGUGCUUUCAGAAAAGGCCUGUGAUGAACUUGUAGAAGAAAUGGAGAACUUUGGUCAAUGGUCUGGCAGCGCACAUACAGAUACUCGAAUUGCUGGUGGAUAUGAGAAUGUGCCAACUGAUGAUAUCCAUAUGAACCAGAUUGGUUUAGAUAAUGAAUGGCUCCAUUUUAUAAGGGAAUACAUUGCUCCGAUAACUCUGAAAGUCUUUGCUGGCUAUUACACAAAGGGUCAUGCAUUGCUGAAUUUUGUUGUAAAAUAUACUCCAGAUAGACAGUCAUAUCUCCGUCCUCAUCAUGAUGCUUCAACAUUCACAAUCAAUAUUGCGCUUAACAAGAAAGAUACAGAUUUCCAGGGAGGUGGAUGUAGGUUUGCUAGAUAUAAUUGCUCGAUUGAGUCUCCAAGGAAGGGCUGGAGUUUCAUGCACCCAGGGCGUCUUACACACUUACACGAAGGUCUUCCUGUAACCAAUGGAACUAGAUACAUAGCAGUCUCAUUCAUUGAUCCAUAAAACCGAGAUGCCGACUUCUAAUUUUGUAGCAGCUCUUCUCAAGAGUUUUCUAUAUUUUUUGAUAAGUGACUUGUUAUAAUUUAUAAAAACUCCUUCCAAACAGAACAUUUGCUACUGUUUUCAAAACAUGUACUAACCACAAGAGGAAAUUUAUUUAUUUUUUUAAAAAUUUGUGAUUGAAAUUCAGCUGCCUCUAAUUUCACAUUUUUAAAAUGUGUAAGCUUUUGACUUAAGUGGGAUCCAUCAUCUCCUAUCAUAUUGUCUUAACCAUAAGUCUGCCUUUGAAACCAGACACCUCAUGAUAAGCCAGAAGGUGCCACAGGAAACCCUCUGAACUGCUGAUUGAGUAGUCUGCAAGGUAACCUCUGCAACUCCAUCCAAAGCCAAUCACUGUAAUGUGACCGCACCUAGUGACUCUCAGGCUGAAGCCUCACUAAUCACUUGACUGUGCUGCUGCUGCUGCUGCUGCCCUAGAAUUCUCUCAUGUCUAUACUAUUGGCUCUAAUACUUGAGACAAGAUUAGCAAUUUUAGAGCUUCCUUAGGCAGCCUUUUGCUGAUAUCAAUGCUAAUAGAAGAAUACUUGAGAUCUACAAGGAGAUGAUGGAUCCCAUUUUAAUACUGGACACAUUUUUCAUUUUUUUUUUUCAAAAGUGAUGCGAAUGCUAUUGUCUUUUUAAAAUAUUUGUAUUUUAACAUAAUUGUAGAAGAAAUAUAAAAGCUUCAGUGUCCAGUCUAGUUUAAUUUUGCCAGAAAUCUAAGGUGUAGAAAAUGAACCAAUGGAAUGGAACAUUUUCAGAUAAAGAUCUAGUCCCAGCAAUUAAUAUAAACAAAUGUGUUCCAAGCUGAUAUAAUAUCUUCAUAGAUUUAUUAGAAUAAUCCUGAAGGUAACUGAUAGUUCACUCUUGGGUAUAGCGUUCUACAGAAGAGUGUAUAAUAAUAAACCAAAAAUACAUUCCCAGUAAUGCCCGAUAAAUGAUUCCCAGUUUUAGUUCCAAUUGUUUUUUCUAAAUUAAGGUAGACUAUCAUACAAUGUUCCAUUUAAGUGUCAAAUCCUAUAAAUGUUUGUUAUCUAUGGGUAACACUUAUAUUUUUAAAGCAGCCGCAAAAUCUCAUGGGCACAGGCAUCUCAUAUGCCAUUGCCUUCAGCAUCCUUCUACCAUAAAAUCAAAAGCAUCUGGGGUUUCCAUUAGUUAAAAGCCAUCAUUAGUGCAUUCUCGCCCCCAUAUUCAGCUGUGUUUUAUAUAUAUAUUUCAAUGCAUUUAUGUCUGUACGCAACAAUGAUGCGUAUCGUUUUGAGGAACUUGAGGAACCAGGGAAAAAAGCGGCCACUUGAAACAUUAUUGGAUAGAUAAUAAAGAAAAGACACAAAAUUUAUAUAGGCACACCUGUGUUUCUCAAAUAAAACCCAAAUUUUAUUAAUUCUAUUAAAAAAAUACAUGUAUUAAAAUACGCAGAAGGAUAGAAAAGAAGGAAAAUUUAAAAGAAAGUCUCUGUCUAAUGGGCUGAUGGUAAGAGUUGUUACAGCAGUUAGUAAUUGCAGUCCUAAAGAGUUGUAACUGCUGUAUUUUAAUACAUGUAAUUUUUUAAUAGAAUUAAUAAAAUUUGGGUUUUAUUUGAGAAACACAGGUGUGCCUAUAUUGUGUCUUUUCUUUAUUAUCUAUCCAGUAAUUACACAAAUGCGCACCCUGAGGCUAUAGUGCAGGGUUGUCUUCCUUUCUUCGAUACUUGUAACAUUAUUGACACAUUUGUAAAGGGUGUGUUAGGCAUCCCCUUGUUGACCCUAGUCAAAUACCCCUUACUCCAUGCUGUUUAGAUGCAUCAGCCCAGGGUAGUUUUUAGCAGGUGGGAGACUACCUCCAUCUUCCACCAGCUUUUGUCAUCCCCUGCACUUUAGACUUGGCGUGUGUAGAGUAUAUUAUCCCUGUCCUGCUAAAAACUAACCCAGAUCAUUGUUCUUUUUCCUACUCACCAGUAGUGGAGAGUAAAUCAUUAGUGUCAGUGUGGAAUAAAUAACAGAUUGGUAACCCCAGAAAGUCAAGCUUUCCUUGUUAUAACUGGAAAUCUGGCGGGGGUUGGGGUAGGGAGCACAACUGAGCACAACCUUGUUCCCCCUCACUCCAGUCCGAUUACAGGAGAGGUAAGUGGUGUGUGAGGGUCUGUGAGUCUCCUGAAGUGACAGAAUCCAAUGUUUUGUUCUGCUUAAUUCCUAAGCCUGAGCAAGCGGCAAGUUGUGUUUAAUUGUCUACCAAAGUGAAGUGCCUUAAAUAGACAAUAUUGUACUUACUCUAUACACAAAGUGACUCCUUUUCUUCCAAGAUUUGUACACUUGGAGACAUUUAAUGGCCGAGAAUGGCAAAUGCUUGCACAUUUUAAAAAUGUGUUUUAAGAUAAGUACAUUUUAUGAACAUGUCAAAUUACUUGAAUUGUGUUUUUUUUGUUUCUUUGUUUUUCUUUUUUUUCAACGGUGAUAUAUUUUUAAAUAAAUUGUCUUGAGAAGUGUCUAUGAUAUGAUUUGCAUACGUGCAGUUCUUUUUACUUGUUUGUUGUACUUGACCAAAUCUUUGGCCCUGAAGAGCGGGCGAUGUCAAAAACUUGUGAUAAAUAAAUAAUUUAAAAUACUGCA
Xenopus tropicalis (tropical clawed frog) is the source of this 5012-nucleotide messenger RNA. It is a transcript of the gene plod2, whose product is annotated as procollagen-lysine, 2-oxoglutarate 5-dioxygenase 2. Gene Ontology annotation, molecular function: iron ion binding; oxidoreductase activity, acting on paired donors, with incorporation or reduction of molecular oxygen; 2-oxoglutarate-dependent dioxygenase activity. The transcript is spliced from 20 exons. Gene Ontology annotation, cellular component: rough endoplasmic reticulum; endoplasmic reticulum membrane. The coding region runs from base 103 to 2388 and encodes 761 amino acids. The record is from RefSeq and is a predicted model, not a curated record. Lineage: Eukaryota; Metazoa; Chordata; Amphibia; Anura; Pipidae.